AUGAGUUACGACCAAGAAGAGGUUGAGGACUGUAUCUUUUGGGUUAACACACUUACACCGAAAGAGCCGCCAAUAGACAAAAUCGAGUCCUUGUUUGACGGGUCGCGGCUCAUUCGAGUUUUAGAACAACUCUUAAAGAAAAAGGCGCCGCGUUAUUUUCCGAAGGCAAAGACUCUAUUUCAGAUUCAACAAAACAUUACAAUACUUUUGGGCCUUAUCGAGAAAUCUUUUGGACGCGAUGUAACAUUUGAUGUAAGUGAGUUGUCGAAGGGAAGCAUAUCCCACUUCCUCUCAUUAGUCUUUUUUAUUGCAAAGAAGACGGACACCCGUGUUGAAAAGAAGAAAAAGAAUGGGAAAGUCAGUGUUGGGUCGUUCUUCGAUCAAAAGUUUAAUCGGGAGCAUCAGAUGAAGAUGGAGACAAGAAUGAAACAAAUAGACAUUAACAACGAAAUCUCGGCAAUUUCAGAAAAAAUUAUAGCGGGGACUGAGCUGAAAAAGGAAAAUGAAGAGGUGUUGGAAACAACUCACCCAUCUAUUACAGAACAACAAGUCGUUGAACAAACAGUUGACAAAGUCGAACCAAAAAGUGAAGAAACAAAAGACGAGCAAGAGACUGCUAACCCUUCAACAGAAAUUAAGACUGAAAUUUUAGAAAAAAAAGAAGAGGAAAAACAGGAAUUAAAAAUAGAGCAAAUUCAAGAAGAAAAAAAUGAAGAGCCAAAUCACCUUGAAAUGAACGAAGAAAAACUCGACGAACAAAAAAUCGAAGAAAAAAAUGAGGAACAAAAGGAUGAACAAGUCGAAGUCAGUAGUAUUGUGGAAGAAGAAAUUGCGCCUGUUGAAAAAGAGAUACCACAAGUCGAGGAGCAAAAAUCAGUUGAUGAGAUACAACCACCAAUUUUGGCGAAUAAACAAGAUGAUAAAGAAGUUGAAGAAGUGAUUGAAAUAGUCCCCAAAGUCGAAGAGGUGGAGGUACCAAAAGUUGAAGAAAAGAAGGAAGAGAAUGUGGAAGAAUUAACUAUAAAAAAUUUCAUAGCCCCCGAACUUAAAAAACAGCAAUCGAUCUUAGAGAAUCUGCCAAAAAUCGAGGAGUCACCACAAUGUGAUUUUAACAAAGACAGUGAACAUAAAGAUGAACGUGACCACGUUUGUAAAACAAAAGGUGAUAAAAACGAGAAGGUUGAAGAAAAGAUGGAGGAAGUGGUGAUUAUAAAGUCUCCGAAAAAAGUAGUUCAAAUUGAAGUGCCAAGACCGAUACAAAUUGACGUCAAAAUAGUCUUAGAAGACACGCAACAAAUGGACGAAGUGAAAGAACAAAAAUCCGAAACGGAAACUCCAACACUUCCAGACUCACCAAAGGAAUGUGAAGCUGAUAUAAAAGUCAAAGAACCAUCUUCUGUAGAAUCUGCCCCAAUAAAACAAGAAGAACAAUUAAAUAAAGAAAUGGAAGAACGUCCAAUUCAUCGAACGCCACUCUCUAAAGUCCGGAAAACGUUGCAAAAUCAAUCAACUCCAACUUUUACAAUUCAAAUCAGUCCUUCACCAAGCGAAGAAGUCAAAGAAACACCUAAGGAUGAGAGUCCAAAGGAAGAAGAUGUUCCUCGAGCAAAGACGCCGAAUUGGGCGGAGAAAAUGUAUGAUCCGGAAGAUGUUGCGACCAUUCAAAGAUUGUGUUGUUCUGUGGUGUUCAGACAGAAGAUCCACAAGACUUUAGUCCAAAGGAAACACGUCUUCACUGAAAUUAUUGAAACAGAAAAGGUGUAUGUGAAACGACUGAACGACUUCCAAACUUUGUAUCUUCCACUUGCUUUGAGUCUCUUACAAAAUGAUAAAGUCAUGAAAACGUGUAGUGACGAUAUUGGUGUUAUUCUUACGUUUAAUAAACGUCUUCUUGCGACGAUGGAAGACAUUCAAAAGGCGAACAUCUAUGGAGAAGGUAUUGGAACUGUAUUUACAAAGCUGUCUUACUUUUUAAAGAUGUAUUCGAACUAUAUUAAUAGAACAGAUGAAAUUAAUGAAUGCGAGGAAAAGGCACGUAAGCGCGAUAAGAAAUUUGAGGCGGCGAUGAUGCAAGUGCGACUUGCGAAUCACUUGGAAUCGUUCAAUUCAUAUGUCAUUCUCCCAGUCCAACGUAUUCCAAGGUACCAACUUCUCUUAAAAGAGUUACUGAAGACAAUCCACCCGGGACAUAGUGAAUAUAAAACACUUUCCGAGUCAUUACAAACACUCACUGCAGUUGGGAUGUCUGUCAACGAAUUUAAAAGAACUGUGGAAAACAUGAACACCAUCCCACAGAUUCUUGCAAAGAUGAAAUACCAACCCCCAGUUACUCCAGCUGCGGCGAAACCAUCUACCCGUUUCAUCAAAUUUGGAGUAUUGAGUGUUGUCGAUAUGGAGUCGAGGACUAAACGGAGAAGUGUCAAUUGCUUCCUAUUUAACGACUUUUUGAUCAUCACAAAGAUCAACGCGACGGGCACACUGCAUAGAGGAAAGCUCGUUCCAGAGACUCUGGAAACUGUUUUAGAGUCGAGAAAGCAUUUGGUGGUCGACGCUGUAAUUGGUGUCGAGACGUAUUGUGUGUUAGAUUCCCCUAAAAUAGACGACUGUCCUGCAUUUGUUAUUUCAACCUCCGACUAUGGAUGUGUCCAGAUGUAUUGUCUGAAUGAAGACGAAAAAAUCGAGUGGGUGACUGCAUUGGAUCAACAAGUGAGCAGCAUUGAAGACCGAAUGGUCAUGAUGAAACGCAAAACGAAUUUAGAUGAAGAUUUGAGUACCCAAAAGGACACCAUCAAGAAUGUGUAUAACAAGAUGAAGUUGGUGACGAUGCAUGGGCCGACUCGUGGAGGGUAUUUAGUGUUAAAAGACUCUAUUCUCGGUCUCUUUACCUCUGUUGAAGACGCGUUUAAGAAUGAGAACGUCCAAGAACUCUAUUUCAUGAAGUUUUGUUCAGUUGGAUUUAAUGGAGAGAAUGGCUUCACAAUUGUACAAUAUAAACCGGAGAGGGUCGAGACGAAAAUCGAAGUGAACAAUCUCUCGAUGACACUGUUGUGGGUCUUCUUUUUAAGACAAGCGUGCUUAAAGAAUUGGCCGAACUCCCCACUCAACAUCUUUGAGAGAGAUGGGUUCAUAGGCAUUCAUUCUGCUGAUAUAGUGCAUGGGCUACAGGGAAGUGUGUAUAACCAGAAUUGUUGUGAUUGUGGGAGUGCUGUUAUUAAAUGUGUAGAUUUGGACUUUGGGUGUUUCUUGUGUGUCAAAUGUAUGAAGGAUCACAAGCUCUUUGGGAGAGAUCCAAACGCACUUGGCACUUCUAUGUUGAGUGUGAUUGGGGAUAAAGAGCCGAAGUGUAUGAAGAUGUUGAUAGAAAAGGGAAACGUCUUUAACAAUUUGGAACGGACUGGGUCUAUCCGUGGGUCUGGAGCAUCUCCGAAUCUUCUUAAUGAUCGAAUGACAUUUGUGACGAAAAAAUAUGGACAACCGACUGGUCCACAGCAUAGCGCGUCGAGAAAAGACAAACUCCGACGUAUGUCAGCGGACACUUUAGUGAACAAAAAAGAAGAGGGUGAAAUGAAGAGUGAAGAGAAGCCUGGGAAAGACGACAAAAGCGAACAAAGCGAUUUGUGUGAAAAAAUAGACCGAGUGGUCAAAGAGGAAGAAAUGAAAGAAGCCAAAGAAAAAGAGACGAAAGAAAAGGAAGCCAAAGAUGUUAAAUCGCCUGGGAAAAGUAAAAGAAAGAAACUUGAUAAGAAAGAGAAAAAGAAGAAGUAA
Entamoeba invadens IP1 is the source of this 3765-nucleotide messenger RNA. RefSeq names its product Rho/RAC guanine nucleotide exchange factor, putative. Lineage: Eukaryota; Evosea; Mastigamoebida; Endamoebidae. Gene Ontology annotation, molecular function: guanyl-nucleotide exchange factor activity; protein binding; GTPase activator activity. The record is from RefSeq and is a predicted model, not a curated record. The transcript has a single exon. Bases 1 to 3765 code for a protein of 1254 amino acids.